Molecule: messenger RNA, 2808 nt
Organism: Camellia sinensis
Lineage: Eukaryota; Viridiplantae; Streptophyta; Magnoliopsida; Ericales; Theaceae
Source: RefSeq, a predicted model, not a curated record
AAGAAGACGACGACGACGAUGAAGAUGAAGAAGAAGAUGAGCCUAAUCCAGAAGAGCCAUUGGCCGAUAAUCCAUCUUCAUCCUCAUCUUCCGACGACUCCGACUCCGACUCCGACUACGACUCGGACGAUUCGGAGCAGCCUGACACCGAACUCGCCACCCGAACCAGCGGAACUACUGUCAACUACGAAGAAAUCGACGAGGAGGACAACUCGGAGGAAGCGAAUGUGAAGCGAUUCAUGCAAAUCCUUGACAGCAAAAGGAUGAAGAGAGAGCAAGACGAGGAAGAGAAAGAGUACGUGUACCACGAGGACUUGUUUGAUUUCCCGAGGGAUAGAGAGAAUUGGAGAGAAGAGGAUUUGAAGGAGCUCUGGGCCGAUGCUCCGCUUGAGAUGACCAAACCCGGUUGGGACCCUGCUUGGGUUGAUGAGGACGAAAUGGAGGUUGUCAAGGAGGAGAUUAAGGCCGGUAGAGACCCUCCCAUUGCUCCUUUCUACGUGCCGUAUCGGAAACCUUAUCCGGCUAUACCGGACAAUCAUUAUGAUAUUUCCAACCCUAAAUCAGUGAUUGAAGAACUUGAUAGGAUUGAGGAGUUCUUGAUUUGGGUCAGCUACAUUUUCCCUGAUGGAAGCACGUAUGAGGGCACGGUCUGGGAUGACUUAGCUCAUGGAAAAGGUGUUUAUGUUGCUGAGCAAGGACUGGUCAGGUAUGAAGGUGAAUGGCUUCAAAACAACAUGGAGGGUCACGGGGUGGUUGAAGUUGACAUACCUGAUAUAGAACCUGUGCCAGGGUCCAAGCUUGAAGCGAAAAUGCGAGCUGAAGGGAAAAUAAUACAAAGAGAUUACAUGUCCCCGGAAGACAGAGAAUGGCUGGAGAUGGAUAUUGAAGAUAGUAUUCGUUUAGCAGGCGGAAACUAUGAAAUUCCCUUUUAUGAGAAUGAUGAGUGGAUCAGACAAUUUGGGAGGAAACCGGAGAAAGGCCGGUACCGCUAUGCUGGUGAAUGGAAACAUGGUAGAAUGCAUGGGUGUGGUAUAUAUGAAGUCAAUGAACGCCCAAUACAUGGUCGCUUCUACUUUGGGGAGCUAUUAGAAGAUCCUGCUGGUUGUGAUGAAGAUGUUUCGGCGCUGCAUGCUGGUAUAGCAGAGGUGGCUGCUGCUAAGGCACGGAUGUUUGUUAACAAGCCUGAUGGAAUGGUCAGAGAACAGAGGGGUCCAUAUGGCGAUCCUCAACAUCCGUAUUUCUACGAGGAAGAAGAUGUGUGGAUGGCACCAGGCUUCAUCAACCAGUUCUAUGAAGUUCCUGAUUACUGGAAAACAUAUGUGCAUGAGGUGGAUGAAGAACGGGAGAUGUGGUUGAACUCCUUCUAUAAAGCUCCAUUGAGAUUACCUAUGCCUGCUGAUACUAACACUGAUGAAAAGCCAGAAUUUAUUCUCAUUAACAAGGAACCGGAGCCUGAUCCUGAAGAUCCAUCGAAGCUCAUAUAUUCUGAAGAUCCUCUCAUCCUACACACUCCAACUGGACGGAUAAUCAACUAUGUUGAUGAUGAGGAACAUGGGGUCCGCUUGUUUUGGCAACCACCUCUGGAAGACGGGGAAGAUGUGGACCCAGCGAAGGCCCAGUUCCUACCCCUUGGAUUUGAUGAGUUUUAUGGACGAGGUGGGACUGCCAAGAAGGAUAAUAUAUGGAUGCGUCUAUUCACAGCAGUGGAAAAUGCAUUAAAGCCAAUGUGUGAGAAGCUAGAGAAUUGGACUGAAGAGCAGAAAAAGGCUAGUGAGAUGAAGAUGAAGCUGAUAGAGAAAGAGAUUGAAUUGGUUGAAGCUGAAUUAUGUCUAGAGGAGGCAAUUGAAGACAUGGAUGAGGAGUUGAAGAGAAUAGAGAAAGAGGAGCAGAAGAAAGUGGAUAAAGGUUUGCAAGAGGAAGAAGAUAUUUUUACUCCAGAAAUGACCAGCAAAGAUGUAAAAACUUCGGCGACAGAGGAGGAAGGUGAAGCGGAUGAGGAGGUAGAAGGGGAAGAGGAGGAAGAGGAUGAUGAUGUUACACCAACGAGUUUUGGGUCUGUAAUCAAGGAUCAGGAUUCAACAAAAGAUGACAAGAAGGAAAACAAGCCUGGGAGGUCUCCAUUUUCUUCAACCUCGUUAUCACCUGUUUCUUCUUCUAGCUUGGUCUCAAUGGCUCCACCUCAGCUGCAGCAGUUGUUUUCAAAGUGGAAGGAGGGGAAAUCACAACAAAAGCUGCUGCCACCACCUUCUUCGAAGCACUCUCCUUAUUUGGUGUGUUUUCCACAAAAGAAUGGCCAAAAUUUGAAACUGAGAGCAGCAAGACACACACAGAGACAAAUCAAGGAAAUUUCCAAGUCACGUUUAAGAAGCCUCUCAACUCAAAAGACUUCUGUAAACUCCCAAACAAGCAGCCUAGGAGAUUACAAACCACAUGCUGCAACAGAAGUGGAUUUUCAGAGCAUACUAUCUUUGCACACCAGUUUGGAUAUCGGUAUACAGUGAGUCCCUCCUGCUGUGUGUCCGUGUUGUGUGUUUUGUACAACAUAAUUGAUUUUGUCACAGCAUUGUUCUACGGAUUAAUUUUGUGUACUCAGGGUUGGUUGGCUUUAAGGUCAGCUACAAAAAUGAGAAAGUUGAAAAUGUUUAGUCAAGAUUUCUAUACUACAGCAAAUUAUAAUUGAUUGUCACAUUGUUUUUUCGGGGAAACUCAUUUGAUUCAUGGCAUCAUAACUCUUUUGUUCUAUCUGUAUUGAGACUUGAUUAAUUCUUUUAUUGGAAAAAGGUCAAGUGGCCAUAGACUGCUUUUCUU